Molecule: messenger RNA, 909 nt
Organism: Penicillium cataractarum
Lineage: Eukaryota; Fungi; Ascomycota; Eurotiomycetes; Eurotiales; Aspergillaceae
Product: RTA1 domain-containing protein
Exons: 2
Coding region: 1-909 (302 amino acids)
Cellular component (GO): membrane
Source: RefSeq, a predicted model, not a curated record
AUGAAUGUACAAACUGUUGUUGCACGGUCAUUUGGCUAUGUGGACCCUAACUUCGCCAAUCCCGGAGGACCGAACGAUACUAGCAUCAUCAUAUACGGGUACACACCAUCCAUCGUCAUCGCGGCUUUCGCCGCAGCAUGGUUCUUUUUUCACUUGAUAACCCACACAGCGCAAAAUUGGAAGUAUCGCAGCUGGUGGUGGAUGACUUUUUCGACUGGCUUGGUCUUUGAAAUCAUAGGCUACAUUGCAAGGAGCUUAUCAGCCAAGAGGGACCCGUACAACCUCAUCUACUUCGUCCUUAACUAUUUCUUCGUCGUCACUGCACCGGUUUUUCUCGCUGCUGGAAUUUACACCGUCCUUUCAGCCCUUAUUUCCAGACUGGGAAAUGAGUACUCAUUUCUCCGGCCAACGGUCAUCCUGGGAUUUUUCAUUACUUCGGAUGCAAUUUCAACCAUCGUGCAAAUUGCGGGCGCCACCCUCGUGGGCGUAAAGGAGUCUCGACGUCAAGAUCCCACAACUGCGAACAACAUCCUUCUAGCAGGUCUUGCCUACCAAGUAUUCGCUAUGAGCAUUUUUGUCCUGCUGAUGGCAACCUUCCAACUUCGAGCUCGACACGCAAUUAAGGAACAUGGCCUUCAAGUCUUUUGUCUGUCUUUCUCGGUCUCGACCCUCAUGGUCUACAUGCGUACAAUCUUCCGUCUCACCGAGACAGCAGAGGGUCUGGGAGGGAAGCUGUCAACUCAUGAGGUGUAUUUUGCCUGCCUCGAAUUUGCGCCCAUCGCGCUUGUGGCUCUUCUUUUUUGUAUCUGGCAUCCCGGUCGCUGCCUCGGAGCCAAGUUGCGUGUUCACAACGAGAAGCUGCCAGUUAGAAACAACCCUGGCACCCCUGCUGGUCAUUUCUACUCUUAA